This is a messenger RNA of Chinchilla lanigera (long-tailed chinchilla), 2976 nucleotides long. RefSeq names its product hyaluronoglucosaminidase 4 (gene Hyal4). The transcript has 3 exons. Bases 1 to 1455 code for a protein of 484 amino acids. The record is from RefSeq and is a predicted model, not a curated record. Lineage: Eukaryota; Metazoa; Chordata; Mammalia; Rodentia; Chinchillidae. Gene Ontology annotation, molecular function: hyalurononglucosaminidase activity. Gene Ontology annotation, biological process: carbohydrate metabolic process; hyaluronan catabolic process.
AUGAAACUAUUGCCAGAAGGACAGUUCAGGCAUUGUGUUAUUCACUCAAUACGGCUUACAUCAUGGCUGCUCAUAUUUCUUAGUUCAAAGUCUGUCUGUUCUCUAAAACCUGCCCAACUUCCGAUGUAUCAAAGGAAACCUUUUAUAGCUGCUUGGAAUACACCCACAGAUCAAUGUUUGAUGAAAUAUAAGUUAAGACUGAAUUUGGAAAUGUUUCAGGUGACUGGAAGCACACUGACCAAGGCCAGGGGGCAAAAUGUCACUAUAUUUUAUCCUAGGAGAUUGGGAUAUUACCCUUGGUAUACAUCACAGGGGGUCCCCGUUAAUGGGGGUCUCCCUCAGAAUAUAAGCUUGAAAGCCCAUCUGAAAAAAGCAGCUCAAGACAUUAAGUACUACAUACCUGCUGAGGACUUCAGUGGACUCGCUGUUAUAGACUGGGAAUACUGGCGUCCGCAGUGGGACCGGAACUGGAAUGCAAAAGAUGUUUACAGACAGAAGUCAAAGGAGUUUAUUUCUCAUAUGCAACAGGAUGUAAACGCUUCUGAUAUUGAAUGCUUAGCCAAAUCAACCUUUGAAGAAAGUGCAAAAGCAUUCAUGAUGGAAACUAUCAAAUUGGGAAUUAGGAGGCGACCCAAAGGCCUUUGGGGUUAUUAUUUAUACCCUGACUGCCACAACUAUAAUAUGGAUGACCCAAACUACACAGGUUCAUGCCCAGAAGAGGUGGUUUUGAAGAAUAAUGGGCUCUCCUGGCUCUGGAAUAAUAGCACUGCUUUGUAUCCUUCUAUUGCUAUCAAGAAAGCCUUCAGAAACAGUGAAAAUGUUUUACUUUUCUCAAAAUUCCGGGUGCGUGAAGCUAUGAGGAUCUCCACCGUGACAUCUCAUGGAUAUGCUCUGCCUGUGUUUGUCUACACACGGCUAGGGUACAGAGAAGAUCCUUUACUUUUUCUUUCUCAGCAAGACCUAAUUAAUACCGUAGGAGAAAGUGCUGCCUUGGGAGCUGCAGGCAUUGUUAUCUGGGGAGACAUGAAUUUAACUUCAUCAGAGGACAACUGUACCAAGGUGAAGCAGUUUGUGAGCUCUGAUUUAGGGAGCUACGUAGUGAAUGUGAGCACAGCCGCCGAGGUGUGCAGCCUUCAUCUCUGCAGGAAUAACGGAAGAUGUGUGCGAAAGAUGUGGAAUGCUUCAGAUUACCUCCACUUGAGUAAUGAAAGCUACCACAUAGAAGUCUCUGAGAAUGGGAAAUUUGCUGUGAAGGGAAAUGUGUCUGAUGCAGACCUGGCUAGGAUGAAAGAGAGAUUUUUCUGUCAUUGUUACGAAGGACAUGAAGGGGCUGACUGUCAAGAAAUAAAGGACGCUGAUGGAAGCCCUAAGGUUUCCUCCUGUUCUGGCUUUCCAAUGACACUCUGUUUGCUGUCUCUAGCAAGUUACCGCAGCAUUCAGGUGGGAGAUAAUUGAGUUUGAAGGGAAUUAUGUAGCUUUUAAAGUAGACUGCUAGGGAGGAAAUGAAACUUGUAAGAGUUUUUUGCUCUUAUGAGAGGUAUUAUAAGGAGAUAUGAUAUUUGUUAUUUAACAUAUAGAAACCCAUUACUUUGCCAUUCAUUUGGUUAGAAAUCAAGCCCAGGAAUACAAAUCAGCUGUAUUUAAACUAAAGCUAAUAUAAUUCAAUCUUUUAAUGAAUGUACAUACAUGAAAGUAUACAUAUAAAUUUUGUUAUUAAUUUCAAACAAUUUUUCCACCUAGCAAUUUAUUCAUUGAUAAGUUACUACAUAGCCAUAUGAUUCAACUGAUUCACUUUAAGGCAUGACCUGGUCAGUUAGCCCAACAAAAAAGAUCUGAUACAGAGGUUGUGAUCCAACCUCAGGUCUACCCUAAGGUUCUGCUUCCCACCUCUGCUCACUGAAGACAGAAUCAUUUCUGGUAAGAAUUCCCAUGAGGGGGCAGGGACUGAGGAAAGGGGAUCUGUCCCUUGUUUGUCACAAAAGUGUCUAUCCAGUAUGGUGCCUUUUCACUUCCCAUGGGUCCUUCCUAUACAGACCCUGGCCAUCUAAAUAUUUCAAAAGACUGUGAGAUGAUAUUCAUACUUUCCUAGGCUGAUACUGCUGAAGAUUUAAAAGCUGAAGCCAUGUUAAUAAAACUGCAUUUGGUGACUUUUGCAAGAAAAAUUACUAUUAAAAAGAGACUUAACAAAUGGUAGCUCAGGAACCCGGAAGUACUGUUGAAAAAGAGGCCUAUAAGCAAUAAUAUUUUUGCCCUCUCUUUUUCAUCCUAGCAAAGUAUUGAGAGUUACUUUGAAUCUGUGUUGAAUAAUGGCUUUACUACCUGGCUGUAUUACUCUGGGAAUGUUAUUUAUAUUACCUAUUUUGUCAUCUGGAAUUUGGCAAAACAAUUCUUACUGUAGUAAAUUAUUCUGAGGAAUAAAUGCAAUAACACGUCCCUGUGUAUGUUGGCUCUUAGUACAUGCUGUUGAUCUGCAAUAAUCUCUGAUCACCAAAGAAUAGAACAGUCCAAGAUUAAACAGUCUUGGGCUAUCUUGCCAUAUUCUAUUUAUUAUCGUUUCUGCAUUGUGUUGUGCUCUUGAGAGAUAUGUUCAAUGGGUAGGAUUGUCUUCCCCAAAGACAAUGUAAUUAGAAAAUAAACUCACUGUAUGCUGCUGGCAAAGAAGGAAAGGGAAUAGAUUCAACUUCUUCUUUCCUUUUGUCUUUCUGUGAAACAUUUGUAACGUAGGUGAACUCUUCACUUUUGGGCCCCUUCUUGUCAGAAGUUAGUGACAUUGUCAAGGUUAAUUUUUACAAACAGAACCAAAAAUCCUUUGUAAUACUAUGAAAGAAAGGUGUUAUAAAAGAUUUCCUUUUUCUACAAUUAAAUUAUUUUUUUGUCAAAUGAUGUGUAUAAUUGCAGAAAAUUUAUGAAAUAGAAAAAAUAAAAUCACCAUAACAUGAACUGGUAAUUUUUGUUGUACUUGUAAACAUUUUUUCU